Messenger RNA from Verticillium dahliae VdLs.17, 1359 nucleotides. Its product is annotated as S-(hydroxymethyl)glutathione dehydrogenase. Gene Ontology annotation, molecular function: zinc ion binding; oxidoreductase activity. The transcript has a single exon. NCBI's taxonomy places the organism in Eukaryota, Fungi, Ascomycota, Sordariomycetes, Glomerellales, Plectosphaerellaceae. The record is from RefSeq and is a predicted model, not a curated record. Bases 1 to 1359 code for a protein of 452 amino acids.
AUGGCCAUGUCACAAGCAGCCUAUGCGGCCGAGCAGGUCAUCGGCCACCAGGGCGACGAGGUCACGGCCCAGGACAUUUCGAAUUAUGAAAAGACGGGCGACAAGUCUGCCACGAUGAAGGCUCUCGUAUGGCAGGGCAAGAACACGGUCGAGAUUGUGGACGCAGCCCGCCCCAAGAUUAUUGAGGACCGCGACGUCAUCCUCCGCGUCACCGGCAGCACCGUCUGCGGAUCCGACCUGCAUCUCCUCCAUGGCUCCGUUGUCCAGCUUGCCAAGGGCGAUAUUCUCGGCCACGAGUUCUGUGGCAUCGUCGACGAGAUUGGUCCCGCCGUGAAGGGCAUCAAGAAGGGCGCCCGCUACGUUGCCUCCUUUCAGAUUGCCUGCGGUGACUGUUUCUUCUGCCGUCAAAAGCUCUCGUCACAGUGCGAGAAGUGCAACUCCAACACCCAGGCCAAGGCUAUGUACGGAACCCAGACGGCAGGCAUGUUUGGCUACUCUCACUUCACGGGCGGCUUCGCUGGCGGCCAGGCCGAGUACGUGCGCGUGCCCAUUGGCGACGUCAACCUUCUUGAGAUCCCAGAGGAUGUGCCCGACGAGAAGGCCCUCUACCUGUCUGACGUGCUGUCCACCUCUUACAACGCUGUCAAGGACACAGCCGUGUACGAGGGCGACAGCGUCGCCGUGUUCGGUGCUGGUCCCAUUGGCCAAAUGGCCGGUGUCUUUGCCCUCGAAGACGGCGCCAAGCGCGUCAUCUUCGUCGACACGGAACCCCGUCUCUCCUUUGUCAAGUCCCGCUGGCCCGCCGCACACGCCGACAAGCUUUACCUCGUCGACUACAAAACGCUGUCCCACGGCAUCACCAACAAGCCGACCGUCGUCACCGCCCUGCGCGACCUCACCGACGGCCGCGGCCCCGACGUGGCCCUCGAGUGUGUCGCCGGCGAGUACCCCAAGGGCUGGGCCCACUGGCUCGAGCUUCAGCUCGGCCUCGAGACGGACACAUCGGAGAUUGUCAACGAGAUGAUCGAGUCGGUGCGCAGCUUUGGCCGCUGUGGCAUCACGGGCGUGUACGUCGGCUACACGAACCACUUCAACAUUGGCUCCCUCAUGGAGCGCGGCGUGCGUCUCAUCGGAAACGGCCAGGCGCCCGUGCACAAGUACUGGAAGGAGCUGCUCGAGCGGCUCCAGGACGGAUCCCUCGACGUCUACCAGAUGCUCUCGCACCGCGUGCGCCUCGAGGACCUCGACAAGGUCUACUACAAGUUUGAGAAGCACGAGGAGAGCAUGCAAAAGGUCUUUGUCGAGACAAAGUGGUCUCUGCCCCGCGCCGAGGGCAGUCCCGCGCUGACGUCGUACUGA